Messenger RNA from Aedes albopictus (Asian tiger mosquito), 1796 nucleotides. It is a transcript of the gene DCTN4-p62, whose product is annotated as dynactin subunit 4. The record is from RefSeq and is a predicted model, not a curated record. The coding region runs from base 93 to 1658 and encodes 521 amino acids. The transcript has 3 exons. Gene Ontology annotation, cellular component: dynactin complex. NCBI's taxonomy places the organism in Eukaryota, Metazoa, Arthropoda, Insecta, Diptera, Culicidae.
GACAGUUCGCGAAAACAAAAACAACAAUUUCGCCGUCGCGAAAGGAUUUUUUUUCCCGAAAGAAAGUUUUUCGCAGAAUUUCUCCCAGGAAAAUGGCAUUUUUCAUGCUACCGAACGUUGUGGAAUAUGCGUGCGUUUGUGGCCUGCUGAAUCCGCUGACAAAACUGUACUUUUGUCGCUAUUGCAUGAAGCUGCGAUGUGGAUUUUGCGUGUGUCAUGAGGUGGACUCGCAUUUCUGUUCCAACUGUCUGGAGAACAUUCCGUCGUCGGAAGCUAAAAUUCGGAAGAACCGAUGCAAUACGUGUUUCAACUGUCCCAGCUGUCAGCAUACGCUUUCGGUCAGGGCGUCGACGGCGAUCGUUCCGGCUCCGAGUGCGGAGGUGGUAAAGACAGAAGGGGAUGUCGGUGGGAAUGGAUCGAAGAAGGAGGGCACCCCGGAGCCUUCUGCUGGGAAGCCGAUUGCAAGGAAAAUGUACUAUCUGUCGUGUUUGAACUGCCGUUGGAGUUCGAGGGAUGUUGGCAUUCCGGAUCAAACCGUAGCCACGGGACAGUGGCCGGAACCGGAGUAUGCCAACGCUACGAGAUUUUCGUUGUUGCUGGAGCACUACCAGUCGGUUGUGCUGCACGAAAAGCAAGAGAAACAGGAGCUGUGGCGCCGGAAGACUCCCAAGCAGAGUAAAUUUCCCAGUCUGACGGAUCGCACCGGAUUGACCGUUGCGAUGAUCCGACGGCAAAUGGGAUGGGCUGAGAGUAAGGCACAAGUCAAAUCGACGCCCUCGCCGAUUAACAAGUCGGUUGCAACGGAGACGGUGGAGGAACUGCCGGCAGACAUCUUCACCAAGGAGCUGACGUUGAAAAAUAUAACCACGUUGCAGCAGCGCCUGUCGCAUCCCUCCAAGCAACCGUUCACCGUUAAUAAGCUGUUCCCACAGCACAAGUUGCUCUCGAUCAAGCGAUCAUUGCGCUGCCGCCAGUGCGAUCACAAUGUCAUCAAGUCGGAGUACAAUCCCAGCUCGAUCAAGUAUCGCAUCGCCAUGUUUGCGGCGUAUCACGUUCCGGAAGUCAGAAUCGUCCGGUGCGAGCCCCUGGUCAAGGGACAGGAUGCAUUCCUUACGCUGAAAAUUAUCAAUCCCACCAUAAACGAUAUGACCAUUACGAUCAUGGAUCUGCCGAUGGAGGCCGAGGAGAAGUUGAUGAUCGACGAACUCAAGCAGGCGGCGGAAAGCAGUGCUUCGUCUUCGCUGAUGAUUAGCGGGCUGAGCACUAGCCUAACCAAGCAGGCGUCGCUCGCCGAAGAUCCGAGAAUGGUAGAGGCGAAGGUGAACGGGACCUUCCGGCUGCCGGAUUCGUCGUUUGUCAUAAAUCACCGGGACGAUUCGGCCGAGUUCGACGAGGUGGUACAAUCCCAGCAGGAAGAUCCUAAGUUCAUCAUUUGGCGCAAAGCCAACCAAAUUGCAAUGAAGCUGGCCGUUCAACCGAACGAAGACUGCACUCCAGAGGACGAGAUUAUCGUCGGAUUUUCCCUGCAGUACACGUACGUGAACACCGUGGUAGAGAAGAGCAGCACCCCGACGAAGGGACCUCAAAAGCAGGCACUCACCACCAGAGUGUACGUCAAGCUGGGAAUGCUAUCGGAUGCCGUUUCGACGACAGCUUAGGACCUCUUCUAUAUCAGUUAACCUCAAAAGCACACUGCAUUAUUUAUCUCCAAUCGCUUAUCGCUGUAAUCGUUCAUAUUUAACCACGAGAAUAAAGUUAUUGGCUUCUUUCGCAAAGAACAACGAGGACACAAAGAG